Molecule: messenger RNA, 1302 nt
Organism: Acanthosepion pharaonis
Lineage: Eukaryota; Metazoa; Mollusca; Cephalopoda; Sepiida; Sepiidae
Source: the annotation of a GenBank genome assembly
AUGCUCAUGAAGCCACCCCCAACAUCAGUAGAGCAAAAUAGACGAGCCCGUACCGAAAAAAAAUCAUUUUCUUGUCUUCCAUAUAUCUUUUUCUGCGUUAUUCAUACUCCCUAUAUCUGUUUCUGUCUCAUCACUCAUACUCUCUCUGUUUUUUGUCGCCUUCAUACUCUCUAUAUAGCUUUCUGUCUCACUCAUACUCUCUGUUUCUGUUUUUCUCCUUCAUACUCUCUAUAUAGCUUUCUGUCUCACUCAUACUCUCUAUAUCUGUUUUUCUCCGUCAUACUCUCUAUAUCGCUUUCUGUCUCACUCAUACUCUCUAUAUCUGUUUUUCUCCGUCAUACUCUCUAUAUCGCUUUCUGUCUCACUCAUACUCUCUAUAUCUGUUUUUCUCCGUCAUGCUCUCUAUAUCGCUUUCUGUCUCACUCAUACUCUCUAUAUCUGUUUUUCUCCGUCAUACUCUCUAUAUCGCUUUCUGCCUCACUCAUACUCUCUAUAUCACUUUCUGUCUCACUCAUACUCUCUAUAUCUGUUUUUGUCUCCUCUGUACUCUCUAUAUCUGUUUUUCUCCGUCAUACUCUCUAUAUCACUUUCUGUCUCACACAUACUCUCUAUAUCGCUUUCUGUCUCACUCAUACUCUCUAUAUCUGUUUUUCUCCGUCAUACUCUCUAUAUCGCUUUCCGUCUCACACAUACUCUCUAUAUCUGUUUUUGUCUCCUCUGUACUCUCUAUAUCACUUUCUGUCUCACUCAUACUCUCUAUAUCUGUUUUUCUCCAUCAUACUCUCUAUAUCGCUUUCCGUCUCACACAUACUCUCUAUAUCUGUUUUUCUCCGUCAUACUCUCUAUAUCGCUUUCUGUCUCACUCAUACUCUCUAUAUCACUUUCUGUCUCACACAUACUCUCUAUAUCGCUUUCUGUCUCACUCAUACUCUCUAUAUCUGUUUUUCUCCGUCAUACUCUCUAUAUCGCUUUCCGUCUCACACAUACUCUCUAUAUCUGUUUUUGUCUCCUCUGUACUCUCUAUAUCACUUUCUGUCUCACUCAUACUCUCUAUAUCUGUUUUUCUCCGUCAUACUCUCUAUAUCGCUUUCCGUCUCACACAUACUCUCUAUAUCUGUUUUUGUCUCCUAUGUACUCUCUAUAUCACUUUUUGUCUCACUCUUACUCUCUAUAUCUGCAAAAGACGUUAAACACUUCUAUUUGCCCCUCCUUCUUUCUUUCUUUCUUUCUUUCUUUCUUUCUUUCACUUUCGCGCGGAAACCAGGGACAAGUAGAAUUAUAAUAAAAUAUCUAUUACAAUAA